CACCUCUCCAUUCCUCGAUCAUCUCACUCACGCACUCACACCCACCCUCCACUCGGCACGCCUCCGGUGCUGCUCUUCAUCCCAACUCCCUUUCUCCUCACCCAUUUCACCCAAGCCAUCCUCUAUCCCCGCUCCGCUCCCAUUCCGCUCAUAUCGUUCCUCGCCACCCCUCGGUGUUCGGGCAAGUCACCGUCAACCUCGUCCGGGUAUCCCCCACCCUCUCGCGGCUAUCCCCACCACACAGUGUUGCCACCACUUCCACACCCGCAUAACCUUCCCCGCGGCUCGCUGCGGAAUCACUGUCGCAGUCUAGCCACACGCUCUCGUAACUGCAUCGCCUCGCAGCGUUCUGCCUGAUGUCCCGGCGGCGAGAAGAGGCAGAGUUGAAACGCGUCCUUCAGCUUUCCACCCAGCAGGUCCAGGCCGUUGGCGCACUUCCUCCCUACACACUGUCCAGUGCAUCGACAGACGACUCUCGUGAAAUGGAACUGCGUCCGGUUAAUCCAGCGUCCACCGGCGAGUCGCCCUUCACACCAAAUCGACCAGCGUCGAGGCGAUGGCCUUACUUGCUCUCACCAGACCCCGUCGACGACGAUUAUUCAUUCCUCAUGCCGCAGACGCGGGUUGAAGUCGUGGUGCCCUCUCAUCCUCGUUCGCAUCUUUCGCCAGAUCCGAUAGACGCUCUCGACCCUUCCGUGCCCCCCGAGUUUCGCGAUAUCCACUUCGACUCUGCAGGCGAUAUCCAGGAUGGUUACAGUUUUGCGCCGAGCGGCGGCACUGGUGGAGCGGCAGGGACCGAUGACGCGUUGCUGGGUCUCUCUCUCGCCACGGAGACUUCACACGUGCCUUCCAGCAGCAUGGAGUCUUCCCGACGCUCUUCCGCUCGCCAGGAAACUGUAAAGGACAAAAAGGCGGCCGACACCGCCGACAGGAAGCGUAAGCGUCCGGAACGCAAGGCGAAGGAGGCCGCCGCGGCUGUUCUUGCUGAGGUUUCCGGUGAGCCGCUUCCCCACACCACUCUCCCUGCAUCGAAGCGGAAGACGAAGAAGGCGAAGACGAAUCAAGCGAAGCAAUCCGUUGUUCAUUCCAUGUCACAGCGGCAAGGCUUGGAAGAGGCUUCAAUACCACCACUACCCACCGCUCCGUCAUGCGCUGAUGAGCGUGACGUGCAUGUCGCUCCAAGUGCAGCCAUGGCAUGCACCGUCGAUAGGCCGACAACAGAGGUCGUGGCAAAUUCGUCGCUCGAGGCAUGUGGCGGUGCACGUGCAGAAAGUGGGGAACGCUCCAACAUGCCUGUUACCGAGGGUGUGAUAUCAUCAGUGGAGCCCGAUCACCAUUCCUCCCCAAGACCGAGAUCAUCGCCUAACGUGCGGGACGAGGAUUCCUCGAGUCCCGCAGCCGUGGUAACACCAAAAGCCACUCGCGUUCUGCGACCAGCACACCACAUGACUUCGUCAUCGGCCUCUACACCUAGCGGAGGGCGAUGGCGUACACGACGCUCAGCGCGAAAUGAUCUGGCUGGCGUCUUGUCCAAAUUCCCGGGCGCGAGACGGACCGGCAUGUCGAAACGUCUGAACAUCGUCCCUCUGCACGCUUCUAUCGGCCCGGGAGUGAAGGCUCUUCCGCCGCCGCCUCCGAAGAGCAAGAAGAAGGUUGAGGAAGAGGAGGACGAAGACGAGGAAGACGAGAAUGGCAACCCAAAGGUCAAGGUCGGUAGCCGGGAGUGGCUCAUGAUGGAGGACUAGGAGCCGAGCCGCCGCUCAAGUCGUCUUCUGUCUGUUUUCCCCGUAUAUCCAUAUCCUCCGUGUCACCAGUCUGAAAUCCCAUUUUGUAUAUAUGCAUGUAAUAAGGAG
Molecule: messenger RNA, 1853 nt
Organism: Cutaneotrichosporon oleaginosum
Lineage: Eukaryota; Fungi; Basidiomycota; Tremellomycetes; Trichosporonales; Trichosporonaceae
Source: RefSeq, a predicted model, not a curated record